UAUAUUUUGUAGCUCUGCCUUUGUACAGACACCGUCCGCUUUCAUUGUGCUCUCAAGAUGAGUCUACUAUUGAUGGAUGUCUUUGGGAUUGUACUAGCUAUUCUCAUUUCUGUAUUUGUUUCUGCGGCAUGGUAUGUUCAUCGCCAACAUCAGAAAUAUGACCACCUUCCCGGCCCAAAACGCGACAGUUUCUGGAGUGGACAUAUUCCAUCUAUCUCAAAAACUAUUGCUGCCGGCGGUAUCAUAGAUGACUACUUCCUUGAAGUAUCCAAAACCCAUGGGCUGAUAUUUCGUAUCUGUCUCUGGCAUCAAGUUUUGGUCAUCGUUUUAGAUCCAGAAUAUAUAAAGGAUGUUCUUGUAAGUGGAAAACACCAGAAAUCCAAACGUCUGUAUUCAAGACUUGUCAACCUGUUUGGUGUAAGAUUUAUUGGACUUGGAAUUGAAAGUCAGAUUGAUAGGAAAAUGUGGAUAAUACAACGAAUGCAUCUUGAUAAUUGGUUCAAACCACACUACCUUCGAAAAUUUGCGUCUGAUUUCAAUGAAUAUUCCGAUCGCUUCAUAGAGCACAUGGAAACACAAGCGGACGGAAAGACAGAGAUACACAUGUUACAUUCUUUUAACAAACUUUCGAUGCAUCUGUUAUACAAGGUUGCGUUUAGUGUCGACAUGGGACCAUUGAGUGAAGAGGAUCAUCCCUUUGUCAAAAAAUUUAAGACAGUUUUAUCCGGAUUUGCAGCGCAACUGGAAGAUCCUUUCGUUGCUGUAAAUCCGUUUAAAUGGCGAUUUCGUCGAGAUGUACUGGACGCUUUACGCUAUAUCAGACAAACCGCCAAUCAAGAGCUGAUAGACAGGAGAGUAGCGAAAGACAAAGGCGGUUAUUUCCCCGAAGAUCUCUUGGAGUACAUCAUGAAACUUAAAGAAAAGUACCCAUCCAUCGUCACCGACGAAAUCUUGCUAGACAACUAUGUAACAUUUAUAAUUGCCGGACAGGAAACAUCUGCCAACGCUAUGAGUUUCAUAGUGUUUCUUCUCGGAAGGAACCCAGAAUGUUAUAAGAAGCUACAAAGAGAGAUAGAUGAAAAUAUUGGUACCAUGUCUGUGAUCACUUUGAAUGAGCUUGAGAAGUUACCCUACCUAGACAUGGUGUUCAAGGAGACACUCCGACUUUAUCCUAUAGCUAAAGCAUCAUAUCGAGAGACAAAGAAUGACUACAGUUUAGGUGAUCACGUUAUACCAGCUGGAACCGAUAUGCUGGUUAGUUUCUACGGUGCAUCAAGAUCAGAGCGAAACGUGAAAAACCCGUUAACGUUUUCACCCGAACGAUUUCUCAGCGACAGCCCAGAAGAAGUCAACAAGUAUGUAUCCACACCAUUUUCAGCUGGACCUCAUACUUGUAUUGGGAAGAAGUUUGCAGAGAUACAAGUCAAAAUCACCAUUGCCAAGAUCAUUCAGAAAUUUGACUUUGAUUUGAAGCCCGGUCAAAGCAGUGAAAUAAUAGACCAUUUAACUAUACAAUUAAAAGAUGGCGCCGUAUGUUUCUUCCGUCACAGAAAAUUGCAGUAGCUGAAGUAACCAACAACGAAAAUGCUUCAGCAAACUUGCCAUGGUAUUUUGUAGAGAUUUUUUAGCGCUUUUCGCGUUGAACGUAUUGCGCUAAAUUAUGAUCGCCCUGCUUGUAGUUUCUGUAUACUGAUUAUAUAGCAUAUUUUGUGGAUGGAAUCUUUUUAUUAUUAUGCUACCUUACUGAAAAGAGAUAAUGCGCUUCAAUUUCACUGCGCUGAAUUGAUUACGUUUAAAGUAUCUUUCAAUAAUAGAAGGCUAUUCAGUAGAUGUUUAAACGUUUUGUUUGAUUUGUUGCAAAAUUUGAAUCCAGUAUAUACUUUUAUAAGACUCAUUUGUUUUAAAUGAACGUGAUUAGUUCCACAAGUAUAUGAUAUAAUGUAAGUAAUCUGCUUGAUAGUGAAGUUUGAAACAACUGACAGUAUUUAAACAGAGAUAUACCUGUAUAUCAUUGUAUUUAUAUCCAGAUCAUACAGAGUAUCAGUGUAUCGAUUUCAAUUACUAUCAGACACAUUUAUUCAAUUACUUAUUUAAUCACUAUGUUAGACCAGGAACAUGUUGGCAUAUUACCUGAUGGUUAGAUAACCUUCAAUGACAAGUGAUUAAGUACCAUCGUGUCCUUUCAAUGGAUCGUAGAUAUUAAAGUGACAAUAGAGGGGUUGAUCAAACGAGUCAGAAAUGAGGAAUCAAUUGAAGUUGGAGUUUGGAGUUCACUCCAUUGUUUGAAAUGUCAUAAUGAAUUGACUUAUUUCAUAUUUGACUGUAAAUAAAGUAUAUAUCCAGCA
Ylistrum balloti is the source of this 2345-nucleotide messenger RNA. Its product is annotated as cholesterol 24-hydroxylase-like. NCBI's taxonomy places the organism in Eukaryota, Metazoa, Mollusca, Bivalvia, Pectinida, Pectinidae. The record is from RefSeq and is a predicted model, not a curated record. Gene Ontology annotation, biological process: cholesterol catabolic process. Bases 58 to 1563 code for a protein of 501 amino acids. Gene Ontology annotation, molecular function: cholesterol 24-hydroxylase activity; heme binding; iron ion binding. The transcript has 14 exons.